GUGAGUGAUGCAGUGCCUUGCCUCACACUAUCCUGCCAUCAGUUUCCAAAUCAAACUUUUUUUGCAUCAUGAAUAGGUACCUUUAAAAAGUCGUUGCCUAGCAACGAGUGAGUACAUUUGUAAAUAAAACACACAGAAAUACGAAAAAAAAGUGUCUGUUUUAAAUUAUUUUUCCUAAACGUGGUUUAUAAAGUAGGUAUUUUGUUAGUGGAAUAUGAGUGUGAAAUGUCGAAAGAUAACUCCAAUCUCCGCCUGCUAGGGUCGCCUGUUAAUCUCUCGUACCGCAACAAAAAGAAAGACGACAGGAAGAACAUAAGAAACAGGCCAAGAUCAGCGCUGCAAAACUCUUGUCUUACACCGGAUGUACAAGAGAGGUAUAAACGACCAUUCUCUGCUGACACAAAGGACCGUGCCUCAUCUACAAGAAGUUUCUUGAAAACAUUCACUGCGGACUUACUUCAAUCAUACAAUAAUUCUCCAACUCCAGUACGUGUUGUUCCACCAACUACGGACUUGCUCCGUGCCUCCAUUCAGAGCUACCCGAUUCCAAGAGACAAGGACCUGUGUAGUAAUGCCUCAGAUUAUGGCUCCGAAGACACUUUCAUUAGUCUAGGAACUAAGAUUAAAGCUAGGGCUCAAUCUAGUCCCAAACCUAAGAACUCUAACAACAAAAAUCAUUUGAAAUAUAGGAACAUUAAUAAACGAAACCGUAAGGCUAUGGAGAAUAAUUUGAGUGAAGACCAAAGUAGUUUAGGUUAUGGAAUGGAAGUUAAGAUAACUGAAAGGCCUCAGAGACUUCUGUCGCCAAAAAGAAAAGAAAUGCUAUUUGAAAGGAACGGUUCACCAUUUAAAAGCCAUAUGUAUGAGUCUUAUUUUGUUCCUUUGGAUUCUGAUAGAAAGAGUCCAGAAAAUUCUCUAGCUGAAUGUGUGACUUUUGGUAAUAAUAAUAUACAGGCUGAAGUUGAAGAAGCUAUAGAUUCGUACUCGCGUAGACUGACACUCACUCAGCAACAACUGUCUCUUGUUGAAGAAGAGUCGACACAAGAUCUGGAAAGUGUUCCAUCGCAGCACAUGCCUAGUCUUUCUCCCGAAAAUUCAUUAGGUGACCCAAAAAAUAUAAACGAGAAUGUCGAAGAAAAUUAUACUGGUCGCAACACUUACGUGGUAGAUGUAAAGGAUGAUGAUUAUUGUAAACCUCAAACGUAUUUAGGUGAUACUAGGACUUACAGUAGCUUCUAUGACGAUUUCCAUACAAAUAACUUUGAUAAUUAUAAGACUAAAAUGUCUAGCACUGUUUUGAAUACUGAUUCAUCUUCUAAAGAUUCUGGCUAUCAUGACAGUGGAACCAAUGAUGAAAAGAAUUUUGGUACAAACUUCUCACUUCCAUCGACGUCCCUAAAGAGAUCUAAAUCGCAGAACAAGGUAGAAGAUCAACCAAAAAGUUUAGAUAGUGUUUCUACUACCAGCAAUGAAAAAGGCUAUAAAACAUUUCCAUUGGAUAAAAAGUAUCCUUGGAGCGAACCUUUAAACCAUAGUCGUUUGCUAUACAAAGACUUUUUCUUAAAGAAAGAAGGACAUAUUGCUUUGCCCCCACAAAACUCCCCAAGUAAAAGUGAUAUACAAAGUAUCCCGAGCACAAGUGAAACCGCAGAUGUUAUUAAAACAGAAAAAGAUGUUAAUCUAGAUUAUCCAUCGUAUUUAAUGAAUAGUACCACAAAAGCAUAUACAUCUAAAGUAAUAGAAGAUUACAAAAAGGAAAUAGAAGCCAUAAAUAACUUACAUGAAUUAACGUUAAAAGACAUUAAAACGGAAUCUAUAUCGCCUACUCCAUUAAACAUAGAUAAAAUGUUUGAGCUAAAUUCAUCAACAUUCAACGACGAUAAGAAAGAUAUUUCAUCACCUGAAGAUUCUGAUAUUACUGAUGUACCUAUGAAAAAUAAUAUGAUCAGUAAUUGUCUAGAAAAUAAUAAAAUAGACAUUUCUAAAGUAUCCACUAAAGAAUUGAUACAAAACUAUUUAAAAGUAAAAGAAGGAGAUUAUUUAUCUAAGAACAACAAGAAGUUUGAUAAGAAAAAUAGUAAUCUGAGUUUGAAAUUUAGCGAUACUGUUCCUAAACAAGAAUGGAAUAAUAAAAAUUCUAAAGCAGGGCUUAAGUCAACUAUUCCUGUUAACAUCAGAAAUCAAACUCAGCGUCAUCUGUGUAAUGCCCGUACACCUUUGAGCGCUAGAAUCGAAAGUGUACAACAUGACAAAGAUAUUGAUUCCUGGAUGUCAUUAUCGGCUCCUUCGCCAAGAAAUUUAGAAGUUAAUGAAGUAGAACCAAUAGCUGAAACAUCAAAACCCGUAGAGAUCAAGCAGAUUGAUGAAAAGAUUGAAGAUAAAUCAACAGUCGAUGUGCCUACUCCAUCGACUACAACAGCUGAAACUCCUAAAAGCAAAGAGUUGAAUAGUAACUCAACAGUUUUAGAUAUUUAUUCUAUGUUAAAAGAAAUCGAAAGUUACGGAGACAAUCCCGUGACUUCAGUCGCCAGAGCUGACGUCCCUGAAGCUAGUAACCAAGGAGAUUCUAAAAAAGAGGAAGAUACAGUUCCUAAAGAUAAUUUCUUGGAAAUAUUUGAAUUUUUGGAGAAAGUUGAGCAAAGCGCCAAUGACGCUUUAUCAGUAGUCACAAGCGCCACUCCUCAGACUGUACCAAAAUUGGAAGUCCUUCUGAAACUGCCGUCGAUGGAGCUGGCGCAGAGAUUGGUGACGGCGUCAUUGCAACUGGAAGAGAGAUCUUGCUGCAUCGCGCUACUGCAGGAAAGUCUGGCCAAUCACAAGGAACAGAUGGUUAACAAAGUGAGCAACCUGGAGAAGCAGUCGCUCCGCAACAUCGCCAAAGUGAAGCAGGAGUGCGAGGAAACCAUCAAACGACACCAGAAUUUUAUUGAUCAGCUAAUAAAUGACAAGAAGACCCUCAACCACCGCAUAGAGCAACUAGUCGACGAGAGACGUUCUCUAGAAGAAAGAUGGAAGCGAUCCGCGCAAGCGCUUGAAGAGAGAUACAAGCUGGAGCUGAGGAACCAACACGACAAGAUGGCGGCCGCGCAACAGGUGGCCAGGCAGCGUUGGGUGAGGCAAAAAGCUGAGAAAAUUAAGGAGUUAACAGUAAAAGGUCUCGAAGGCGAACUUCGCGAGAUGGCUGAACGUCAGCAGAAAGAAGUAUCUGACCUGAAAAUGUCGCACGCUGAGCAGAUGGGUCGCGCUCACGCCAAGCACGCGGCCGAACUAGAGGAGUUGAGACGAACACUGGAGGCUGAGAAGGAAACUGCUUUGGUUAAAGAGAGGCAAAUGGCAGCUACUAGGCUAGAGAAGCAGAUAUUGGAACUAGAGCUAACAUAUCAAGAGCAGCGCACUCGACUCAUGGCGGAGAUGAGAGCGGAGAACGAACGCGCGGCCAACGACCUCGGGGCACGUGAGCGGGAGAGAAGAGAGGAAAUAGAAAAAUGGAGAGAAGAACAAGAGAAGCUGUUAGAAGAGAAAAAGCUACAGCUACAGGAACAUAUCGCCGAGGAAAAGGAGAAAAUCGAAGAACAACUUAAAGAGAAAACAAGAGAGCUUGAACAGAAAUUCGAGCAAUACAAGAAAGAAUUUGAGGCGGAACAGCAGAUGAAUUUGAAGAGGAAGAUAUCAGAGAUAUCCGCUCAGCACAAGUUGGAGCGAGACAGGGAGAUAGAGCGGGCCAUAGACAACAUGGAGGCCGAGGCUCAGGUGGGGAGGAAGGAGCUGCAGGAGGCGAUCAGGAGAAACAAGGAACAGUACGAGGCGGAGCUGAAGGAGUUGGCGGAGACUGAGCAAGCGACGUUGCGGCGAUAUCAAGAGGCGCAGGCCCGGGUGCGCCACACUGAGCAAACUUGCGCUGAUUUUGAAGUCACAAUCAGUCAACUGGAGACUCGCAACAAACUUUUAAUUGAGAAAAACAACCAACUGGAAGCGCAAAUGUCAGAAAUCCGGUCGAGCGCAGAGCUGGCGUGGGCGCAGCGCGUGGACUCGCUCAAGAAAGAGACGGACGAUAUGAAGAGGACGCACGAGGAACAGAUGCACCAGCUGUAUGCCAAGGUGAAAGUGGCAGUGGCACGCAAAGACUCCGCCAUACAGGCGCUCACCCGCGAAGCCGGGAAGUACCAGGAGAAGAUAACUCUAUUGGAGCAGAAACUUCAGCAACAACGAAAGGACUUCCUCAAGCAAAAAUAAUUCAGAUCUCGUGAGCUAUAAGGUAUAUAAUUGCAUUUUUUUUAUUAGCCCAUGGUGAGCUGGGCAAAGGCCUGCUCAUCGCACUACUCCUUAUAAUAAUGUCAGCUAGUACUAGGAGAAGAUAAUCUUAUAGGAGCAUCCACUGCGAAAGGAUUAUCAUCAGUAUCAAUAAUCGUCUUUGUUACUCGCGACAAAUAUAAGAAAGUAUCAGGAGAAGAUUAUUAUUUAAGAAAAAAGUACGGUUGGAAGGAUCUUCUCAGGCAAAAAAUAAGAACAUUUUUUUAUUCGAAUGCUUUCGUUUUUGUGAGCACUUUGUCACAAAAUUUUUUUGUAUCUUAUUAAAAAAAUAAUAACCACAUAGGGUUACCACUAUAUUAUUACAAAAGGUACUAAUUAUAACGCUUUCGAAAGUGUAAUGUUUUUUUAACUACCACUAUAAGCCAACAUUCAGAUUAAAGUGUGUUUUGUUACGAGUAUAUGCUGUGUUAUUGCAAAAUUAUCUUGUGAAGCAUUUGUAUUAUCCUUUUAUAAUCGUAUCUUUUUGAGCAAGUUUCGCAAAUUCCGAGUGAAUUAAAGUGAUAUUAUAUAAUUAUAUGAUGUUAAUAAAAAUGUUCUCGCUUUGUGCUCCAGUGGGGGGCGCCAUUGUAGCCUUGAUCAAAAUAUUGUUGAACUCGCACAAACAAUUCUACUGAUUUUUUAAGAUCUCAUAGCUAAGUUAGCAUAAAUUAGAAUAAUUUGAAAAUUAUUUAUUUUUUAUGAUUCCAAUUUGUAUUCCGUCCAGUGAAAUUAUGCAUUUUACUAUUUAUUUUAGGAUAUUUAUAUUUGUAAUAGAAUAUUGAUUUGUUAAAAUACCAAAGAAUUUCACGUACUUUUUCUUGUGUAAAAGUUAGAGGGCAAUUAUUUUUUAUUUCUAAGUGCUCCAUAGAUAAUAUAGAAUAUUUAUCUUUGGUUCGUUUACAUAUUUUAAGGAAUAGUUGUCCUCUGACUAGCUAGAUAUAUACUAGAGCUAUUUAACAUUUAUGUAUAGAGAAAUUUUUUAAAACACGAAAUAUAUUUUUCUCUUCUCUAUUAUCUGUCUGUAAACUAGACAUGUGACGCCAUUUUUGUUUCAAAGCAAUGUGAUGUGGUUGCCAAUAAAUGUUAUUUUAGCAUAAAA
Messenger RNA from Plodia interpunctella (Indianmeal moth), 5389 nucleotides. RefSeq names its product dilatory (gene dila). The transcript has 16 exons. Lineage: Eukaryota; Metazoa; Arthropoda; Insecta; Lepidoptera; Pyralidae. The record is from RefSeq and is a predicted model, not a curated record. Bases 226 to 4233 code for a protein of 1335 amino acids. Gene Ontology annotation, cellular component: centriolar satellite. Gene Ontology annotation, biological process: cilium assembly; intraciliary transport involved in cilium assembly; regulation of centrosome duplication.